GCGUUUUUGCUGCUCUUUAAUUAUUCUGUUUGCUAAAGGUGGUAGAUAUUUGGAACAAUUGGAAAAAUUGAAGCGUCGACAACUCGAAGAUCUUGGGUUCCAUAAACUAGAAAUCGAUGAGAUCCUCUACCAAUUAUAUCAUUGA
Messenger RNA from Funneliformis geosporum, 145 nucleotides. Lineage: Eukaryota; Fungi; Glomeromycota; Glomeromycetes; Glomerales; Glomeraceae. The record is from the annotation of a GenBank genome assembly.